GCUCGAUAAUUUAACUCCAAAGAUACUAAAACAUCAUCACUUCAUUCAAAAACGACAGUCUAAAGGUUCUAGUAACCCCCCAAAACUUAAAUAGCAUGCCUGCCGCAGCAAAAAAUUCGACUCUCCUUCAACCAAAAGGUCUGAUCGACGAUAAAGGCGACUAUGCCUUGAAUCAGACAGAUAUCUCGAACCUGCUCAAGUAUAUCUGGACUGGUGCGCUACUUGCCACGACGAAAGAAGAGUAUCUGCUCCACACAGGUAUCAAUGCAACUGAGUAUGACCAUCUCAAAGAAUAUGUCGACCCUCUUUUAGUGGUUUACACUGCUUGUAAAGGGCAUUGUGUGACCUUCAAGGAUGUCACAUACCGAAAGGUUGUAGAUUUGUCCAAUGCUGUGUAUAACUUUGCCGGGAAAGCAGGCGGCAAAAGUACCGGUUCAUACUAUGCGAAUAUCAUCUCCAAUACAUUAAUUGUUUUUGGGGAGUUGGAAAAGGAUUACGAUGAACAAGACCAAGCACUCAUCAAGAAAUCACAGGGUAUAGUCGAUGCUUUGGUUAAGGCGCAACUUAAAUCCAUUACUAAGCUAAAAGAUGACGCCAACAAGGUGACGCAAGAUCUUAGAGAUUUUGAGACCCUGGCUAAAGCCGAUCAGCUGGCUCUUGCAUCUAGGAAUAAGAUAAUCAAAGACAAACUGACCGGCGAAGGUGGGGAUAUACAGAGGCUUCAGGAUGACAUCAAGACCAAGACAAAGGAGAUCUCCGAUGACCAGGAUGAGUACGAGCAAGAUGUCACCAUUGCUGCAACUUCAGUCACAUACGCUUGGGCAGUUCCAGUUGGGCCGAUCAUAGCAGCUGUCAUUAUCGGCGUUUAUACCGAUAGGGCCAUCAAAAUGAAAGCAAAAAUAGAUGCUCUCAGAGACCUUCUUACGGACGACCAGGAUCAAUUAAGGGCAGACAGGCAGCUAGUGGCGGAUUUGACCUUAAUACAGACCGACUUGCAAAACGUAAUAAAUCAGAUUGGCCCGGCUAUCACCACUAUCCAGAAAAUGAUAGGAACUUGGGACGCCAUCGCUGACGACCUCGAAAGUAUCAAUGAAGCCGUGCAUGAUGACUCCCCGGACGUCAUGCCAGACGUACAAGAUAUCAUACAGGAGUCCAUCCUCUCACAAUGGAAUGAUCUUAAGGUGUCGGUGGACAACUACCGUAAAUCCGCUUAUAUUAGUAGCGCCCCCGAGGAAAUGACACUCGAAGAGUACUCCAGCCUGCUUCAAGCUGCAAUUGACAAGUGAAGGAUUUUGGUGGGAUAUUUAUUGUCUAGGUUCUCCUUCCGUUUGAUGCGCGCAUCUCUCCAGCUUACUCACGCUCAUUUGUUUCCUCUUUGUUCAUUUCUGUUGCUGAAUAUGCUUGGGGGACGUUUGUAAGGUGGUAUCUCAUUGAUUCUGUUGUGGAAUUAUAGUCGCGGAGGUACAGGAGGUUAAGCCUCGCGCAGCCGCUAGCGCUGACACGUGAAUGGUCACAUGAGAACCACAUACCUACAAUUACUCUAUUGCAAAGUAUCUUAUUAUACAACAGGUUAUAUACUGCCUAUUGCCAAUUGAUAACUAAACUCUUA
Messenger RNA from Botrytis cinerea B05.10, 1609 nucleotides. RefSeq lists its product as hypothetical. The record is from RefSeq and is a predicted model, not a curated record. NCBI's taxonomy places the organism in Eukaryota, Fungi, Ascomycota, Leotiomycetes, Helotiales, Sclerotiniaceae. The transcript is spliced from 7 exons. Bases 96 to 1286 code for a protein of 396 amino acids.